UCAGUUAUUUAAACAUUGAAACUAAUAUUAAAAAAACUCAACAAAGAUCAACUAAUUGCAUGUGAUGUAUAAAACGGCGUUUUUUAUUAUUAGGGACACUAGUAUUUAAUUAGAUUCUAUUCCAAACAAGCUAUUUGUUUAUUCAAUUUAAUGGGUCUAAGACUUUACUCAGUAAUUUCUUAACAAAUAUAAUAACUUGAAACAGAAUGGGAGAGAAUUCGAAAGAGAACGUGCCGAACAAUAAGGAAAAUGAUAACAUCAAUCAGGAACAAGAGCCUGUACUACCAGAAAUGCAACCUACAAUCAUAAAUACUCCUGAGCCUUUAGAAAAGGACUUUAUAAAUAUUAUAGAAGAUAUUUCAACAAAUAAACAGCAAACAUUGAAUAUAAAGUCACCUAAAUCAUCUUUAACAUUGUGUGCUUCUAAAAAUAUUUUUGCAUUACCAAAAACAAACACAAGUCCGCUUCGACCAUUACCAUCAACCUCGCAUAAUGCAACGACGUCAAGAUUUUUUAAUACGCCAUGCACGACAGAAAUACCAACUCUGUUUCAGCUUUGUAUAACACAAUUAAAUAAAAGUUCAAUAAGUCUCUCCGCUUACACCAUUCCCAAGACGAACCAACAAACUGAAAAUGCUGAAGCGAAUUCUGCAGAUUUAUCCACUCCGGAUUCACUUACUAGCGCACCACCUUCUUAUUCCUUUGUAUUAAGGCAAAUGGAUUUAAGACGUAGACCAAGACUUUUAGGUACUUUUAUACCUUCGCCGUCUUUUAUAGCAAAACCUCCACCACCUACUUAUGCUACAGCUUUUGAUAUUUAUGUUGAUAAUCCUAUACCACCUCCUCCGAGAAUAUACAACUAUGGUUUUACAUCAAUGCCUGUUAUUUGUCCUGAAUGUGGAUAUACUGGGAUGAGUAUGAUUACUGCAAGAGUUACGAUUUGUACACAUUUAUGUGCGGUGGCAUUGUGUGUUUUUUGUUGUUGGUUUUGUGUGCCAUUGCCCUAUGUUUUGCGUUCUUGUAAAAAUGUUUAUCAUUAUUGUAGAAAUUGUCGUACUUUUUUAGGAAUGUAUUGUCCAACUAAUCCCGAAAAUGUCUAUUGAACUGAAAAAAUAAA
Messenger RNA from Papilio xuthus (Asian swallowtail), 1117 nucleotides. RefSeq lists its product as uncharacterized. Lineage: Eukaryota; Metazoa; Arthropoda; Insecta; Lepidoptera; Papilionidae. Bases 207 to 1103 code for a protein of 298 amino acids. The record is from RefSeq and is a predicted model, not a curated record. The transcript has a single exon.